This is a messenger RNA of Racocetra persica, 1453 nucleotides long. The record is from the annotation of a GenBank genome assembly. NCBI's taxonomy places the organism in Eukaryota, Fungi, Glomeromycota, Glomeromycetes, Diversisporales, Gigasporaceae.
GACUCUAUCAGAAAGGAGAGGAAAAAGGGUAUCAAGAGGGGUCCUUACAAGCGUAAGCAACAAACAGAAGGAGGAGCAGCUAGUUCAAAUAUUGUUAACACAACUUCGACUCCUGAUGCUGUUCCUUCAACCGCUCCAGUAAUGCCUCCUGCCAUUCCUAACGGUGGCGUCUCCAUGCCUUUCAAUCACCCUAUACCGGUUAACUUACCAUUGGCCGCAUUGCAAUUCCAUUCUGCAGGAGCACCUAUAAAUGUUUCUACUCCAGAAGGUUUAGGACAAUUUAUAAUGAUUCCCGCAAAUAAUGGAGCCAUGCCUUAUUAUCUUCUUGUUCCAUCGUCUCAUUAUCCACAACAAUCUUCUGCAGCAAACCAGAAACAGGAAAUAUCGAUUACCACCAAUCAGCCACAACAAUCUGUUACCAAUGAUCAAAAGCAAGUAUCUAUUCCUUCAUCAGGAUCACAUUUAUCACAAGAUUUGCAAUCCUUGACUCAGAGUGAAAAUAGUUCAAAAGAAAGAGCUGAGGAAUCUAAAGCAAACGAACAUACGGAUAAAAAGGCAUCUACUAAACCAACGAAUGAAAAGGAUGAUGAUGAUGAACCUAAAGAUGGACAAGGAUCAAAUUUAUCGGUACUUUCUCUCGUAUGUAGUGAAAUGUUGGAUAAAUCUCAUGAGCCAUCUAAACAAAAAGGGAAAAAAUCAAUGGAAAGACAACCUACAAUCGACAACGAAUCACCGAAGGAUAAAUCAUCACCAAAAGGUUCAAAUGGUAGUACAACGCCUAAUAUUGAAAAGAUUCACAGUGCUGUGAUAAAUGGAAAUGGAGAACAAACUUUAGAGACAAAAGAGUCGUCGAGUACUCCAAAUGUUAAAGAAAGCAAAAUCACUCGUGGUGAAAAUAACGUUAACCGACAAGAAUCAAAAAAAGGAAAUUUUGUUUCAUUGACUGAACAGUCUUCUGGUGUAACACCUAUGCAAACUGACGUAGAAUCACAACCUCCGACAUUUACAAUUCCUCCGGCCUGCAGUCCACUAGUUUUUUCAAUUCCAGCAAAUUCUUAUCCGGUUGCACCAACUCAAGUUGUUCCAAUUAAACGUGAGAUGGCAUUUAGUGGAGUUAACGCUUCAGCAGAUUUUAAACGUGCUAGGCAUUCUUUAAUUAACGAUGCGGCGCAAGGGCAAUUUCAACUGGAACAGUCAUCAUUUUCUCAACAGCAAGUGCCUAUGACGCAACAGUACUAUGUUCCCGGAGUUCAAAAUGGUCCAAAUUAUCUUCAGCCACCUCCGAAUCAUCCGAAUCAGCAACCCAGAAAUCCGAUCGAAUCAUAUGAAGGUCAAGGAACACUCUUUGCAGGAGCAAGAUUUAUAGAUCCAAGGUUACCGUCUCCGACUUCCUUCUCAUAUGUUUAUAAUCCUGCUAUGGGUAAUAAUCAUGUUCUUCAAUCCGAAGUCGAUG